CACGAAACUUCCGUCUUCUCUCUCGUCUCCAUACCUCCUUGCGCUUCCAAUCAUCCCCCCACCGUCGAGCCAGCUCUCCCCUCGAAUCGCAUCAACGUCAAGCUACGGGACUCAUCAAUAUCGUAUUCAACAUGUCGACAAGACCGCCGUCGAGAGUUGUCUUUGUGGGCAACAUCCCAUAUGGACUCUCCGAAGAGCAGAUCUCAGAUAUCUUCAGCGGAGCCGGCAAGGUUCUGAACUUCCGCCUGGUAUACGACCGAGAAACAGGGCGGCCUAAGGGAUUUGGUUUCGCAGAAUACCCCGACGCAGAUUCUGCGGCAUCCGCCGUCCGAAACUUGAACGACUACGAAAUUAUGGGGAGAAAGCUGCGCGUGGAUUUCUCUAAUGAAGGAGUUGGCGAUGAUGAUGGUCGAGAUAAGGACGGUGCUGCUGGCACCAACUCCUCCUAUAACCCACCAGCGAACGGCAACGCCAACAGCUCGGCUCCGAGCUGGCAGCCCACAUCCCUCCCCCCUCUCCCGCCCGGGAAAGAGCUCCCCCCCGGCGUGACCUGCGCGGACGCCAUAUCCCGGACCCUCAACACCCUCCCCCCGACCCAACUCCUCGACAUCCUCACCCAGAUGAAGUCUCUCGCGACCACGGACCCGACCCGCGCGACUGAGCUCCUCAACCAGGCCCCCCAACUCUCCUACGCCGUCUUCCAGGCCCUCCUCCUGAUGGGCCUCGUCUCGCCCGAGGCCAUCAACUCGGUCCUCGAAUCGGGCGGCCUCGCGCCCCCGCCCAUGCCCCUCGCGAACACCGGCUACGGCGGCUACCCCGGCGCGACCAACACCCCCCCCGUCGCCGUGGGAGGCGGGUAUGCGCCGCCGCCGCCGCCCGCUCUCGCAGCCGCGCCGGCCCCGGCGGUCGGUCAGGACCCGGAGGCGCUCAUGCAGGCCGUCAUGGCGCUGCCGCAGGAGACGAUCGACCUCCUGCCCGAGGCGGAGAGGGCGCAAGUCCUGGCGCUGAGGGCUACUUUUGGGGCGCAGAGACGAUAGGUUCUGGGCGGUGCGUUGACGGUGGGGACGGGUUCAGGUUAUGUGAGCCCCGGAGAAAGCCUAGGGCUGUAGAGCAUGGAAGGGCAAGGUUGGCAAGGCUGUACGGAUAAUCUAGUUUAUGGGGGCCAGGCGUUCCGGUACAUCUAG
Messenger RNA from Phialemonium atrogriseum, 1184 nucleotides. RefSeq names its product hinge domain of cleavage stimulation factor subunit 2-domain-containing protein. The record is from RefSeq and is a predicted model, not a curated record. Gene Ontology annotation, cellular component: mRNA cleavage and polyadenylation specificity factor complex. The coding region runs from base 132 to 1037 and encodes 301 amino acids. Gene Ontology annotation, biological process: mRNA 3'-end processing. Gene Ontology annotation, molecular function: mRNA binding. The transcript has 4 exons. Lineage: Eukaryota; Fungi; Ascomycota; Sordariomycetes; Cephalothecales; Cephalothecaceae.